Molecule: messenger RNA, 990 nt
Organism: Micropterus dolomieu (smallmouth bass)
Lineage: Eukaryota; Metazoa; Chordata; Actinopteri; Centrarchiformes; Centrarchidae
Gene: soul5
Product: heme-binding protein soul5
Exons: 7
Coding region: 93-746 (217 amino acids)
Cellular component (GO): cytoplasm
Source: RefSeq, a predicted model, not a curated record
UUCCUUUCAUAACCAGAGUUGGAAUAAAUAGUUGUUUUGGACCAGACUGCAAAGAUACAAUUUUUGAAUGCACGGAACCCAACACUGCCACAAUGAUUUAUCUUUCAGGGCUUGUUGGCUUUCUGCUGGUGUUUACAGCUGAGGCCAGAGUUGGAAACUCAUCUCAGUUACAGUUCUGUUCUGAGACAGAACAAUGCCUGCUGUUUGACCUGAUUUGUAAGACUGACCAAUAUGAGGUCCGCCACUAUGACUCUGUGAAAUGGGUUGCAACUGAUGAGACAUCCUUCUUCCAGGAGAUUGCACAAGUUAGAGCGUUCAGACGACUGUAUGACUACAUCACUGGUGCCAACGUGAAUGGAACGAAAAUUCAAAUGACAACUCCUGUCGUUGUGAAAAUCAUGGACAAGAAAUUUUGGGAAAUGGGUGUCUACACAUUGUAUUUCUUGCUGCCAGCUGAACAUCAGAAGGAUCCCCCCAAACCCACUAAUGAUAAGGUGUACUUCCGUGACACGCCAGAUGUGAAUAUGUAUGUACUGAGCUAUGGAGGAUGGAUGACGAGCCUGUCUGACAAAAACAAAGCUUACAGUCUGUCUUCUGCCCUUGACUCAGCUGGUGCAGAAUACAAAAAGGGCUUCCACUACGCUGUUGGAUAUAACAGUCCUAUGACGCUGUUUAACAGGCACAAUGAGGUGUGGUUUGUCGCUGAGGAUGACCCAGUGUGUUCCAGCAGCAGUGAGGAAUCGUAGUUUUCUCCAUUCUCCUAAAGGUUAUGAGCCCUGUGCAACGACUGCUUACAGCAAAUAGUCUUACAUGGAGAUGCUGUGGCUGGGCAUUGUUUCAAGUCACAAAGUGUCAUAUAAAUUCCCUGCCAAACAGAAACAAAAUGUUAAUGAAUGUUAAUGAAGUGAAUACACCAUGCACUACUUGUGAUUUUACUCUAGAUGGCUGAUGGUUUUCUGUUAUAGUCAAUAAAGUUACCUUUUGCAGUGA